AUGGCUCAGUUCCAAGAAGAAUCCCUUGUCAUCCCUUCCAACACCUUCCUGCCUGGAUACAUUUCCUCCAUGUUUGAAUCGGAGUCAGCACCAGAAUCACUCCUUGACCAGCUUCUGGCAGAGGAAUCGGAAGUUUAUAUAUCUCCACAUCAAUUCCAAUAUGGUACAAGUACGGUGGCAGCAUUAUCCCAUUCGCCUACUCCGUUAUCUAUGUUGUUUGCGGGAUUCGAUGGUCAGAAUAUGGGCACCUCUGAGUUUGCCUCGCCACAUACACUGCCAUCAGCAUCAGCCACUCAUGCCUCCAUAUUCCAUCCGGCGACUGAAGAAGAGCCACAGUCAUCCGAUGCACGGUACUCUCCUUAUCCCUACACGGAGGAAGAGUUACUGGGGCAGAAUGUCCUUUUUCAAUCGAGGACCCAUGCAUCCCCCCCGGCACACUCUGAAUCAGGGUGGGAUAUUUUGCCACAGGACUCAUUGUGGCCAACGAACAGCGCCCCAGUACUUAGGAGCAACUAUCCGUCUUGGUUUAUGCAAGCUUUGGCGUUCCCCGGCACAAACGAGGAUUUGGGUUCGAUGCCAGGCCCCUCAGCAUCAUAUGGCACGGAGGAAGCGUACGCGACUGCUAAUGAGGGCCAAAGUAGCAUUCACGAUCGCUCGCCCUUCACGCCGGUGUCCCCCUUCGCCAACUCAACUAAUCAAUAUGGAAACCAGUACCAGACCUUCUCAAAUACAAUCGGAGAAGGUUUGGGAAUUCACAAUAUAAGAUCCACAGGCGAACAGCAAACCGUCGAGGAUGAAUGCUCCGGGGAUUACCCUGUCGAGCACAAUCACAGUGAGCGCAACACACAUGGAAGGGUGUUCCAGAGCGGUCUAUAUAGCCAGAACAAUGCCUCGGAGUGGCUACCCGGGGCAUAUGAAUCCCUCGAAGAGGAAGUACCACACACCAACGCAGGUACAUGGACGGACGAGUCCAUUGCGCCGGAGCAGCCGGCUCCAAGCAUCUCCCAGGUCCAAGGCCACAUACCCAGUUGCAUGGGGGGCCUUGGUGUCAGCGUUACACGUGAACGCAAGAGGAGGAAGGACAGAGGCUUCCGGUUUGUCAAUCUAGCUGCUAGCUAG
Messenger RNA from Psilocybe cubensis, 1119 nucleotides. RefSeq lists its product as uncharacterized. Bases 1 to 1119 code for a protein of 372 amino acids. Lineage: Eukaryota; Fungi; Basidiomycota; Agaricomycetes; Agaricales; Agrocybaceae. The transcript is spliced from 8 exons. The record is from RefSeq and is a predicted model, not a curated record.